AUGUUGUCUAGCCCGAGAACACCCUCCCACGCCUCCCGUCCAGCCCAGCCCAGUGCACCCACCCCGAGGCCCAACGUGAUGGCCGAGGAGGACCAGCAGCCGCCGCCGGACCGCGGGGCGAGCAGCAUGCCCGGCCUGCUCACCGGGCUGCAGGGCGCCGAGGCCAGUGCGCUGCAGCUCCGGAUCAAGAACUCCAUCUGCAAAUCUGUUCAAUCAAAAGUGGAAAACAUUCUGCAAGAUGUGGAGAGGUUCUCAGACAUUGAAAAACUCUACCUCUACCUUAAGUUGCCUUCUGGUCCGAACACUAACAUCGAGAAAAGUGAGCAGAGCGCCCUGUCAUCCAGCCGCACGCAGCAGAUGCAUGCGUUUAACUGGAUCCGCCAUCAUUUAGAGGAAUACCCAGAGACCUCUCUUCCCAAACAGGAGGUCUAUGAUGAAUACAAGAGCUUCUGUGACAAUCUGAACUACCAUCCACUGAGUGCGGCAGACUUUGGGAAAAUGAUGAAAAAUGUCUUCCCGAACAUGAAGGCUCGUCGACUUGGCAUGAGAGGAAAAUCAAAAUAUUGCUAUAGUGGACUGAGGAAGAGGCUGGUUAUUCACAUGCCAUCUUUACCCACUCUGGAUCUUCAUAAAACAGGGGACGGGCUCCAAUGUGAUGUCCUGGAUUCACCGGGCCAGCUGGGCGGUAUUAAGGAAGAUGUGAGGUUUGCAGCCUGUGAUCUGGUGUGUGAGUGGGCCCAAAAGGUGCUGAAACGCCAGUUUGAUGUCGUGGAAGACUUGGCCCGCUUCCUGAUCGACAGCCAUUACAUCAGCAACAAGUCCCUGGCAGCGCUCACCAUUAUGACCGGCACAGCAACAGAGGUAAAGCUUCCACAGACGGUGUCAGCGUUCGUCCCGGCCGCUGAGGCUCUCUCCUUCCAGCCUCAUGUGAUGACUCUGUCCUCGCCGUCUGUCGAUGCAAAGCAGCAGCUCCAGAGAAAGCUCCAGAGGAAACAACAAGAGCAGAAGCUGCACUCUCCUUUUCCUGGAGAGGGACAAACCAAGAGGGCAGAGAGUGUGCCUUGUGCCAGCCCCACCCCUCCGUCACCUCAGCCCACCAUUGGCAUCAUGGUCGCUGCAGUGCAGAGCCCCCUCACGGUACAGAGAAGCAGGCAGCUGAUGUGUCCCAGUCCACUGGGAACAGUGGAGAACAAAAUGAUGCCUAUUAACUUCCAAAUGGUGACCCAGCAAGUUCAGGCAGUGAGGCAUAGUCCCAAAAAUAUUCUAGCCAGUCCCAUGGGAGAACGCACUGCCCGGCAGCGAUAUGCGCAAAUCCUGCCCAAACCGGUGGCCACGACUGCCAUCACUUUGCGCUCGCCCUCCACCAUGAUCAUCAGCAACAGCCCUGUGAAGACCAUGAUGACCACAUGUCAUGUCAGCCCGGUCAGUUUGGUCAACUUGACAGCCAUAUCGCUGGCAACCAACAGCAGCAAUACCACCACUUCCUUUACAAAUGCCACUCUGCGGCCGGCCUCUACAGGCGUAAGUAGUUCUGCAGAAGACGUCAGCUUCAGUCGGAGCAUGAGGAGCGCCUCUGCAGUCCCCAUCCAGGCCCCGGUGGCCAGACCAGGGCAGACUACUAACACUCAAACCAUCGAUGUUGAAAUGGAAGUUGAAGCUAUACAUAAAAACAGCCAAAUGCAAAAUCCUGGCUCUUUGAAUUGUUCUCAUGAAGCCAUGGUAAACAGAGCUGUAGGGGCUUUACAGAGGGCUGCCAGUGUGCCCAUACCUCAGUCUAAAGGCUUCCUGGAGAGCACCUCUAUCUCUAACUGCCACGGGAGGUCCUCCUCGGGCAUUAACACUGCAGUCCAAAGCAGCAAUAAUGGUGCUGAUAAUACAAGCAACUUGCACUUAACACCUUCCACUCAGAAUACCAGCGCUGUUCCUUUACUGAACACCAGCACACCAACUUCUUUUGGGGAAAACGGCGGAGUUACAGCAGCAAAGGAAGGUUUCCUGUCUACUAAGAACCUCAGGAAACGUUCAUGCUUCAGUCCAGAUUUUUCUCCAAUCAAAAGGGCUUUUAUGCCCCAGCAGCCAGAGCCAGAGGGCGCUGCUGGUUUAGGAUAUGGGACUAGAAACACGGUCGGUAACAUCCUGCGCCCAGGAGCUCCAACUAGACCUGAAAGUGCACCAGUGACCAGGGAGGUAGAGAUGAAAAUGAUCUCCCCUCAAGCCCACUCACUCUGCACUUCCUCUUUCAGAUCGAGUGGAUUCUACUCUGUUGCCAGAUCACAGAGCUCAAUGCAGAGGAAAACCACUCCCACCGUUAUGGAAAAUAGCAUCUCAGACAGUCACUCAUUAAUGCAGCAACAGCAGGGGCACACAACGCCUAACGUGCAUGCCAUACCUAAUAACACCGGCUUCCAAACACUUACAGGAGUGAGUGAUGUUAGGAGUUUAAGCUGUCAACCCAAUAUCUACACCCAGUCUAACUCUGAACCAUUAGACUUUUUGAAUCAAGCCACGAUAUCAAGCCAGCUCCCUAUGCAGACAGAUAUGGACUACUUUCACUUUGAUGAUGAUGUGACCCAGGACAGCAUUGUGGAGGAGCUGGUGCAGAUGGAGGAGCAGAUGAAGCUUAACAACAUGCAGGAGUUUGGAGGCUGCGUCACACCACAAGGCCAACAGGCAGCCAUGCCGGACAACAUGAUGUCCACCAAUCAGACCAUGACUUCUUUCUAUCAUGCUGCAAACAGCCACAGUAACCCAAUGCAGACUCCGACACCCACUCCUACUCCCACACCAACACCAACAUCAGAGAUGCUGGGAGGACCCCAACGGUUCACCGUAGAGAGCCCCUUCUCCCGCAUCGCCUCCACCACCCCGGUGGAUAGCGCUCUGGGAAGCAGUCGUCACACCCCAGUGGGUACGCCACACUCCAACUGCAGCAGCACCGUGCCUCCCAGUCCCGUGGAGUGCAGGAACCCGUUUGCCUUUACACCCAUCAACUCCAGCAUCCCUGGUUUCCAUGACGGCAACACCGUCUCCAGCAGCCCGGUCAAGCCCAUGCAGAGGCCGAUGGCGACCCACCCAGACAAGACCAGGCUGGAGUGGAUGAACAACAGCUACAACAGCAGCAGCUUAAACAAGUCAAACUGUGGAAUGGGAAUCCUCCCCGGCUAUCAAGGCCUGAUAGGUGACCAAUUUCAAAAGCCUCACGCCUUCGCCGUCCCUCAUGCGCGGCACCACGACGGCCAUUUUGGUCGCUUGACUCCCAUCUCGCCUGUUCAGCAGCAGCAGGCAGCUAACAUGGCCAAGCAGGAGGGCUUUGCUGUGCCUGCCCCUCUGGAUAACAAAGCCACCAACUCACCAGCUACAACUUUUCGAUGUCGCAGUGUAAGCCCCGCUGUUCAUCAGAGGAACUUGACCGGAAACACGGGAAACCUUUCCCAUAUGCCUCGUUCAGUUGUGUCUCCCUUUAACUCCCCUGUGACGCCUGAGAUGUUAAACAUAUUUGCAAACAGCCAUACAAAUCUCGGGUUGAGCAGCAUGGCUCAGAGGAGCCAUUCUGUACCGCUCAACGUCAUGAUGCAAACUGAGGUCCAGACAACGUCAGGACAACAGUGCAACAGCAAUAACAUCACCAAUGUUCUUCUGAGCAAACUGGAGGGGGACCAUGACAACAAUGUCCGGGGUCUGGGCAUCAAUAACUUACCCUCCAGCUACACUGCACGCAUGAACCUCACCCAGAUCCUGGAGUCUGACCCCGACCUCUCCUGCAGUGACAACCACCUCAGCCUGAUGAAAUCUGACCCCACCAGCACAUGCAAGAUGCAGAGGCCUAAUUACCUCAUGGAAAAUGCUAUUAACGAACAAAUGAUAAUCUUAGCAGGUGAUCACCGAGUACAAUCAGCUAUUGGGGAGCAGCAUCGACAACAGGCCCAGUCUAUGCUGCUAACCUCACAGCAGCAUCAAGAAGAACUUCAGCAUCAGUUGGAUUUCAGCAGCACUAUGAAAAACCUCCUGACUGACAACGGCCUCACUGCCGGCACUCAGCUCAUGGACCAGGUGUCUGAGCUGACUACAGGCGGGGCAGAUUUCCCUUGUGAGAUCAGAAUGACCUCAGAGCUCUCCAGCAGCAUCAACGACCUCAACGCGUUGGACACAGAGCUUCUGUUUGACCCCAACCAGCAGCAAGGGCAAUAUCAAAAUGCUGCUGCAGAGGAGGAGCUGGUGAAUGAUGCGCUGUUUCAGCAAAUUACCAGCGACACGGCACAUUCGAAUGGACUCGACUGGCUUGAAAGCAAAGAUCAACCAACUGUAGGGUUGAUGGGUUGAGGUUUUUUUUUUACGUCAUGUUGAACAUGUCAACCCAUGGUCGUUAAUUUUUUUAUUUAUUUUCAGGCAUUUACACUUUAUAAUGCAACACUGGACCCAAUCAAGGUAUGUCCAGUCCAAGUGCCAGGCUGAACUGCUAUGAUGCUGCAACACUCUGAAAAAUGCUGGUCAUUUCCCUUUAUUCAGAGGACAACGCCUCACCUUGUUUAAUUAAGAGCAUUUCCAACAAGUAAACAAAGGAUAUUGAACAAGAAAGGUUUUUUUUUUUUUAUAUGUUGCAUUUUACUGAAAAGCUAAUGAAAAAAACAGGAAUUAAUUUCUUGAUGUAAAGAAAUGUGGUUGUACGACUAUUAUUGUUAUUAUUUACAAAAAAUAUUUCUUUAAAUAAUUGUUUAUAAAUCUUUAAGACUCCACGCACUACGUUACUAAAGCAUAACGUACAAAAUAUUUAAAUAUAAUGCUGAACAAAUAUGUCCUCAUUGAAACAUUUGUGUGCAAUUUUGAUUUGCCAAAAAAACGUUAUCUAUGCAGGAGCUUUAGGUGUCAUAUGGUUCAAUUAAACGUUUCCUUAGCUGCAAAAUAUACUAACAUUAAGAAGGGAACACUCGGUUUAUAGAACACAUUUUAACCAAAAUGAUCCCUUUAAUAUAUUCUAAUGAUCUGCUAGAUUUGGCAUGGAGAGUAAUAAAUACAUUCUGAAUGUUUAAGUUAUUUAUAUGAUCAUAUCGCUAAUUAUUUACUUUGAUGGAUUACAUGAAGAGUAUGUAUUAUUACUUUGGUAGUUUCAGAACCAUAAAAGGAAGAGAGAAAUGUGUUAACUUUAAUUUAAUCUGGUUUUCAUAUCCCUGUGGAUGACUAUCAUCAACGACGUUGUGCCUCUCAGAAUGAAUCAAUUGAUUUAAAAAGCUAAGUCAACCUCCCCAUAGUUAUCACCAGAAUCAAACCUCAAUUUAAUUUCAAGCUCGGAAAGCUUGUAAGGCCUCUUUUGCACUUUGUUUUGUAUUUCAAAAGCUUGAAAAAAUAAAGAAAUUGUUUUUAUAAAAGUAAAAUCAGAACAUUUACUAAGGAAACAACCAGUGAAAGAUCAGGUCUAGAUUCCUAACCACGUAUAGAUACAAAGGGCAAGAAUUUCAAAAAGGAAACCUUUUACCUAAAAAUUAAACAGCACUUUUAAAAUAAGAUUCUUGUGUUAAUCAAAAGAUGCGUUAUUUGCCUUGUGUACUCUUUUGGGGUAGAAGUUUAAGAUUUUGUCUACAAAUAAUAAAAUGGACAGUAGAUAGAUAAGAUUUCACAGAAUUGAACUCUAAAGAACUUACAGAAAUGUACUUUCUAACGUAGCACUCAUCACUCUGCUCUGACAAUCUGUAAAACGUAUUUCUUUACAUCAAUGCACUGUGUUUGGUUUGGGGGAGAACAUGUUUCACCACAUGGCCUGAGGAUUUCAAACAAAACGUCAAAACAGCUAAAAACUGACUGAGUGUGAAAGUCGUGAUUUACACUGGUGAUGAGCUGUGUGUGAAGAAGAGAGUUUCUGAGCCUUAUGUCCAUACCAAAGACUAACCUUAAAAUUUAAACCGCAAUAACAUGCACUUAAAUCUUGGGUGACUCACUGGGUUAUGUUCGAUAACAGCCAUGAGAAAUAUAUUCUGUAAUGUGAAUAAUAAUAUGGAAAAUAAGUGAAACAUUUGUGACAUUUGCAGCACUGGAAUACAUUUCUUUAUAUAAUUAGUACAUCAGGACAAUGUUAAAGAUUUCUUUGUUUACUAUUGCUGAUGCUUUUGUUAACGCAACAGGUUUAAUAUGUUUUUAUGGAGGCAAAAAUCACUGUUAUUUAUUCAGUUUGUUUGUGUUAGGGUGUGUUUAUAUUGUUGGUCACACUAACUUUAUUUGUUGUACAGAUUGAGGGUGUGACUUUGUUUUUGUUUUUAAUAUUUCAUUUAGAGUGUGUUUUUGUACAGAAGAUGUAACCUUGCAAACCAUAUAAUCUUGUGAAUUCACGAUAAUCUGACUUGCACUGUUAUCAUAGCAUAUUACCACGUAUCAUAUAUGGUACUUCGUUUUAACAGAUGAUUUGUCUAAUGUGGUAAAAAAAAAAUGAGAAAAAACUUGAGAUUCAAAACCUUUCAGGACUAGAUUUUGCAGGAAAUUAUUAUUUGCACACACGUUUUAAAAUGUGUAAAUAUAACUACCCAUACUUAUAUGGUUAAAUAUUAAUGUCAUGAUAUAGUUCAAACGCGGUACAUUGAAUCUCUUUCAGUGCUUUGAAUUGAACAUUCGUUAUGCAUACAGUAUAUAAAACCUUUAAAUAUCUGUAAAAGAGAAUUAUAUUAUUGUAAUAUAUAAUCUCAAUUUGAUUAUAAUUUAAUAUUGAGCAAAUUAGACAAACCUUUUUGUUUAUUUAUGCUAUAGUUUCUCUUACUGUGUCUGUGAAAGCAAACAAAGCAUUUACUUGGUUAGCACUGAUGUUUGUGUUUAAGAAGACUUUACCCUUCCUCUCAUUGUUCAGAGCUGUAGUACUGCCCUCUGCUGUUAUGUUUUGCAUUUUAGCUAGUGCUUUUAUAAGGGGAAGUGCUUGUUAAUACUGGUUUUUAAAGACUUUCUUAAAACUAAUAAACAUUUUUAUGUACAUAGGUAA
This is a messenger RNA of Trematomus bernacchii (emerald rockcod), 6955 nucleotides long. RefSeq names its product DNA-binding protein RFX7-like. NCBI's taxonomy places the organism in Eukaryota, Metazoa, Chordata, Actinopteri, Perciformes, Nototheniidae. Gene Ontology annotation, molecular function: RNA polymerase II cis-regulatory region sequence-specific DNA binding; DNA-binding transcription factor activity, RNA polymerase II-specific. Gene Ontology annotation, biological process: regulation of transcription by RNA polymerase II. The record is from RefSeq and is a predicted model, not a curated record.